AUUGCGCGCAAGCUUCUGUUUCCACCUAGUACUUGCGUUUCAUGUUUAUCUCGAUCGACCUUGCCCUCGAAGAAUCAAAGCAGCUCGAUAUCAUGGCGACGAUUUGUGGAGUUUUAAAGCGUGGAUCGUAUUUGUAUAACAUUUUGGAACGUAAGAUUCCAUCAGUAACAGUUCCAGUCCGUCGCCUAAAUUUGCAAGAAUAUCAGAGCAAACAGUUAAUGAAUGAUCAUGGGAUCUGUGUUCAGAAUUUUAGAGUUGCCUCUAAUGUAAAUGAAGCUGAGGAAAUAUCUCACACUUUUCAUGUUGAUGAAUAUGUUGUGAAAGCUCAAAUUUUAGCUGGUGGCCGGGGAAAGGGAACCUUUUCUAGUGGCCUUCAGGGAGGAGUUAAAUUGACCAAAAAUCCAAAAGAUGUUCCCAAACUUGCGGAGAAGAUGUUGGGCCAUAAACUUAUAACUAAGCAAACCCCUAAAGAUGGCGUUGCAGUCAAUAAAAUUAUGAUUGCUGAGGCUAUAGAUAUAGCAAGAGAAACAUAUCUUGCAAUUUUAAUGGACAGGGAGAGUGGUGGACCUGUCAUAAUAGCAAGCCCUGCAGGGGGAGUAGACAUAGAAGAAGUGGCUAGCAAAACGCCAGAUUUAAUACAUAAAGAAGUUAUUGAUAUCUGCAGAGGUAUCACAGAUAGUCAAGCAAGAAAUGUUGCAAAAAAAUUAGAAUUCAAAGAUGAUCUCCUUCACCAGGCAGCCCAAGAAAUAAAAAAGCUCUAUGAUCUUUUCAUUAAAGUAGAUGCAACUCAAAUAGAAAUAAAUCCAUUUGGUGAAACGAGAGAUAAAAGGGUUAUUUGUUUUGAUGCCAAAUUUAACUUCGACGACAAUGCUGAAUUCAGGCAAAAGAGCAUAUUUGCUUUAGAUGAUCAUUCAGAAAGUGAUCCUAGGGAAGUGGAUGCUGCAAAAUAUCACUUAAAUUACAUUGGAAUGGAUGGGAACAUAGCAUGCAUGGUUAAUGGAGCAGGUCUUGCCAUGGCAACUAUGGAUAUCAUUCAUAUGUAUGGAGGAAAUCCAGCCAAUUUUCUUGAUGUUGGUGGUAUGGUACAAGAGGAACAGGUGUACCAGGCUUUCCGAAUUCUUACUUCUGAUGAAAAUGUGAAAGCUGUUUUAGUGAACAUUUUUGGUGGGAUAGUAAAUUGUGCAAUUAUUGCCAGAGGAAUCACCAAUGCAUGUAGAAGUAUUCAGCUUAAAGUGCCUUUAGUUGUAAGAUUAGAAGGAACAAAUGUUGAAGAAGCUAAAGCUAUACUUGCUAACAGUGGGCUUCCUAUUGUUACAGCCGUGGAUCUUGAUGAUGCUGCCAAAAAGGCUGUUGCUAGUCUUAAAUAAAUACUGUUGCUAGUCAUAUCAAUAAAUAAUGUACUUGCAGUCUAAAUCUAUUUUUAGAAUAUUUAUACACGUACAUAUAUUUAGUUAAAUUUUAUAUUUCAGUUUUCUUUUAAUGUUUCAGAUUCACUAAUAUUGUCAGUAUUUACAUUCCUUGAUAGAAUGUCCUAGAAAUUCUGCAUACAUACUUUCAAUAAUACUAACAAAAAAUAUAUUGUCGACAUUAUAAACCACAAAUGUGCACUUUUUAUUAUUUUCAUUUACAUGCAUUUAUUAUUUUGGUGUUUCACGCAUGAUCACUGUGUAUCCCAGUAGAUGCUUUCUAUGCAAUAAUUCUCAUAUAUUCAUUUAUCUCAUAUACAAUAGUUUUCUUAAAAUCAAACACAUUGCAAAUCGUUACCUUAUUUUCCUCAAAUGAGUUGGUUUUGCAAUAGUGUGAAUGAUGUGUCUUUUCUUAUUGUUGAGAUUUGAAUGUGCAGACAGUAUGUGUAUGAUGUAAAAUGUGUGUGUAUGUAGACUAAGUUAUUUUUAUAAAAGAAAGUGACUAGUACUUAAUUUCUUGACAAUCUGUUAAAAAAAAUUGCAAUUUAAAUAAUGUUAUACCACUUAAUGUUAUCAAUGCACAAACUCAUGGCCUCUGUAAUUUGUAUAAAAUGUGUAUGCCAAAAAACUACUGUACUUAAUGUUGUACUUCAGUAUGAAUGAGUAUAUAAAUAUGUAUGGUUACAUAUUAUUUUUAUUCAUAAAUAGGCAAAUUUUUGUUCUUAAUAUUUCUUCUGGGUGCUUUAUAAGAGUCAGAAGCUAUGCUAUAUAAAUGUUAAAUUUUAUAAUGUUGUAACUGUCUGAAGUAUUUUUUAUUUUAUGAAAUAAAAAUAUUCUUUAUAUG
Messenger RNA from Stegodyphus dumicola, 2250 nucleotides. RefSeq names its product Succinyl-coenzyme A synthetase beta subunit, GDP-forming (gene ScsbetaG). NCBI's taxonomy places the organism in Eukaryota, Metazoa, Arthropoda, Arachnida, Araneae, Eresidae. Gene Ontology annotation, cellular component: mitochondrion; succinate-CoA ligase complex. Gene Ontology annotation, biological process: tricarboxylic acid cycle; succinyl-CoA metabolic process. Gene Ontology annotation, molecular function: ATP binding; succinate-CoA ligase (GDP-forming) activity. The record is from RefSeq and is a predicted model, not a curated record.